AUGGCUACCGAAGAAUUCAAUCAACUCCUCAACGGCUCCUCCUCCCGCCUCACAAACCAUCCCGAAGACAACGACGUCGCCGAGCGACUUUCUUCCACCCACCUCUCCUCUGACGAAGAUGAUCGCGCUCCAGCUGCAACUCAGCACCCGGAAGAUGAUAACGAGCCCCUGUCCAGCAGACCGUACAACACUGUUGUUCCGCAAAGGAGGUAUCAGGCUAAUACGGGGCCGAAGGGGGUGAUUGCCGAUGCGCAGAAGUUCCGCGAGGCGAGGAGGGGGGUGAAUGGUGCGCAGAGAAUGAAUGGUGGUUCUGGGAUUGCACAGCAGGAGGACAAGGACGCGGGAAAGAAAUUUGGCGAUCGCGAAAAAGCAGAGAAAGGAGAAAGGUCAGAUGAUGACUUCGAUGGACUGGACGACGACGAAGACGACGAGUUCAUGGCGAGAUGGCGCUCGAGUAGAAUGCAGGAGAUGCGCAAAGGCGGCGCCUCCGCAUACAAGACCCAAACAACCCAGCGAGGAGCACGAACAUACGGCUCCCUCUCCACCGUCGACGCCGCCGGCUACCUGCACGCCGUCGACCACUCUCCCCCCGGCACGCUGGUGCUCGUGUACAUCUACGACGACGACUCGGACGUGUCCAUCGCGAUUGAAGAGGCGCUGCGCGACCUUGCGCAAAUGCGGCCCAGUGUCAGGUUCGUGCGGCUGCACUUUGUGGAGGCGGAGAUGGAGCCCGCGGGCGUGCCGGCGCUGCUGGCCUAUGUGGAUGGAGAGAAGUUUGCGGGCUUGGUGCCGGUUGUGGAUGAGUUGCCUGAUGAGGGGGAGCUGAGCGCGGAGACUUUGGAGGGGGUUUUGAGGAGACAUCGGAUUCUGCGAUGA
Messenger RNA from Neohortaea acidophila, 876 nucleotides. Its product is annotated as phosducin. The coding region runs from base 1 to 876 and encodes 291 amino acids. The transcript is spliced from 2 exons. Lineage: Eukaryota; Fungi; Ascomycota; Dothideomycetes; Mycosphaerellales; Teratosphaeriaceae. Gene Ontology annotation, biological process: regulation of G protein-coupled receptor signaling pathway. The record is from RefSeq and is a predicted model, not a curated record.